Messenger RNA from Theileria equi strain WA, 495 nucleotides. RefSeq lists its product as hypothetical. The coding region runs from base 1 to 495 and encodes 164 amino acids. The transcript is spliced from 2 exons. The record is from RefSeq and is a predicted model, not a curated record. Lineage: Eukaryota; Apicomplexa; Aconoidasida; Piroplasmida; Theileriidae.
AUGAUAAACCGUCAAUAUGUGCCUAUAGUACGCCGUUUCAAGUCCAUUUUGAGCUGCAAAAGGCCAGGGUUGGCCCAUCAAGUCCGUCGCCUCUCCACCGGGGAGUUUGACAUUUUCAAGAAGCUCAAGGACUCCACAAACCCAGAGGAGAGCAAAGAUGACGCCAGAAAGCCUUCAGAUAAGGUAAUGCCACGCCAUUUCCCGCGAGUAUACGAGAACCUACAGGUCAUCAAGUUGGUGGACGAAAUCCUCAACCUAACGCUCAUAGAGGCAGCAGAUUUGUGCGACUUGUGCCAAGAGAAGUUGGCAGAACGAAAUGGACCUGCGUUUAACAACGGAUUCAUACCAGGAAGAACUCCAUUCCCGCAUCCACACACCUUCUUUUCGGGUACGCCUCCUCUCGGAGAUUACAAUGUCACAGGAAUGGGUAUGGUCAGUCCGGGCAUGGCCCAGAUGGGCGCAGGAAUGCCAAUGGGAGUCGCCCCGUACGUUUAA